GCACCAAUACCAAGAACAGCGCCAACGUCAGCAAAUCUGUUUAAUUUUUAUGUAUUGCAGUUAAAACCAUUAACUAUAAGUGAAAUAUAGUAUUUCUCUGUUGCCAUGGCUAGCCCAAGGACGCGAAGAGUUCUUCAAGAAUUAAAACCUCAGGAUGAAAAUUCGAAAUGCUUUGAAUGCGGCACACACAAUCCCCAGUGGGUAUCAGUAACCUAUGGCAUUUGGAUAUGUUUGGAAUGCUCAGGAAAGCAUCGCAGCUUGGGCGUGCAUUUGUCGUUUGUACGCUCAGUUACUAUGGAUAAGUGGAAAGACAUUGAGUUGGAGAAAAUGAAAGUAGGCGGCAAUCGUAAUGCACGUGAAUUUUUUGAAGAUCAGCCAGAUUGGAAUGAUCGAGCGCCGAUUACGCAAAGAUAUAAUUCUAAAGCAGCUGCGUUGUAUCGGGACAAGAUAUCUACGUUGGCACAGGGCAAGAGCUGGAAACAGAAGGAUGCCGAGGAACGUUUGAGUAGUAGCUUAUCUUCUUACAGUUCUAGUGGUAUGUCGGGCGGCAAUGGCAACUUGCAAAAUACAACUGGAGGUGGCUAUCAAAACGGUGGUGCAAGUUUCAAUGAUGCAUCCGGUUACCAGCAAUUUCAAACACAAGAGUUCAAAGAUCAGAAAGAGGAGUUCUUCAGUCGUCGUCAAGUAGAAAAUGCUUCAAGACCUGAAAACUUACCACCAAAUCAGGGCGGCAAGUAUUCUGGGUUUGGCUUCACCCGCGAGCCACCUGCAAAAACCCAAUCUCAAGAGCUCAUUGAUUCCACUUUAACUACUUUGGCAUCUGGAUGGAAUUUAUUUUCCUCAAAUGCUUCCAAGCUGGCUAGCACAGCUAAGGAAAAGGCCGUGACAACAGUUAACUUGGCUUCCAAUAAGAUAAAAGAAGGCACAUUGCUAGAAUCUGUGCAAAGCGGUGUUACAGAUGUGGCCUGCAAGGUUACAGAUAUUGGAAAACGCGGAUGGGGCAAUUUAGCUGGAGGCUAUGGUAAUUCCUCCUCACAAUCUGGCUAUAACGAUCCUAGUAUGGAGGAUAGUGGCUAUCAGCGUUCUCAAUCAGUAGGCGGAAAUUUAGCUAGUGGUCUGGGUCAAAAAAGUAGAGUCAGUGAUGGAGACUGGGGUGGUUGGCAAGAUAAUGCAAGCAACAAAACACAUUUAACUAGCUCCAACUCUUAUCAUAACCAACUUACCAGCAGCAAUGCUGGCGGUGUUGCAAGUAAUGGACUUACCCACGAUGAUGAUUGGUCAGGGUUUGAAGCGGCCAACUACCAGAGUCCCGAAACAUCGUAUCAAAACACGCCCUCGACUGGACAGUCUUCACGAAAAUUGCAAGAAACAUCUGGAAAAUUAAGUGAGGGAUUUGACAACUUGGAUGUCAAGCAUGUGAAAUCUAAAUCUAGCACUUUAACGACUGGCCAGCCAAGUGCUGAGGAUGAUGCAUGGAAUUUAUUAAUGAAUUAAGACAUACAUAUUUCCACCUAUAACCAUGAAGCGAUCUGUUUGUUUAUUUAAUUUGUUAUCUGCAUGUACAUAUAUAUGUAUUGAGUCAAAUCUGUUUGAGCUUGCAUUUAAUGUAAUCAAAGGAUAUUGCGAUUAAAUUUCUAUAUAUAUAUA
Molecule: messenger RNA, 1647 nt
Organism: Drosophila busckii
Lineage: Eukaryota; Metazoa; Arthropoda; Insecta; Diptera; Drosophilidae
Gene: ArfGAP1
Product: ADP-ribosylation factor GTPase-activating protein 1
Exons: 5
Coding region: 106-1494 (462 amino acids)
Biological process (GO): regulation of ARF protein signal transduction; regulation of endocytosis
Cellular component (GO): Golgi membrane
Molecular function (GO): GTPase activator activity
Source: RefSeq, a predicted model, not a curated record